CAAUGUCGUAAAGAGAAGACUUGCCAUAGAACUGGUCUGUUUUUGGUGGAGGCAGGGUACUCAAUAACUGAAAUGUUGAUACAAGCCUCUGCAUUUCCAGUAAAACAAAACUGGAAAUGAAGCCCUGAGAGAGAGCAGACAAAGCCCCUGCCUGUGGUGUUCCAGGAGAGCAGAUUGAAACAAGUCCAAAACAGGGAACAAAAAGCCACACAAGAGGCUUCUGAGGGAGGACAGUUUGCCCCAGGCUCGCUGGUGGUGACUGGGAAGGUCUGCGCCAUGUACAGAUUCACGGCUGUUGUCCUCCUCUGGGCUGCGGCAACAUGUGCUGAAACAGAAAAUCUUCCUGAAGCUGGAUUUCAAAAAUGCAAGAGUGCUUUAAAACUGCCUGUUUUGGAGGUUCUCCCUGGAGGAGGCUGGGAUAAUCUGCGGAAUAUAGACAUGGGGAGGGUGUUGGAGUUGAAAUAUACCAACUGUAGGACCACAGAGGAUGGACAGUACAUCAUUCCUGAAGAAGUCUUUACCAUUCCUCAGAAAUGGAGCAACCUGGAGAUGAACUCAGAGAUCUUGGAAUCCUGGGUAAAUUACCAGAGCACCACUUCAUUUUCCAUCAACGCAGAGGUCUCUACUUUUUCCAAAGUCAAUGGCAAGUUCUCCACUGAGUUCCAAAGAAUAAAGACACUGCAAGUGAGGGACCAAGCUAUAACUACCAGAGUUCAGGUAAGAACCCUGGUCUACACGGUUAAAACCAAGCCAACAUCAGAACUCAGCUUGGGGUUUAAGAAGGAGCUCAUGGAAAUCUGUGACCAGCUGGAGAAAAACCAGACAAAGAUGGCCACCUACCUGGCAGAACUCCUGGUCCUCAACUAUGGCACUCACGUCAUCACCAGUGUGGAUGCGGGGGCUGUGCUUGUUCAGGAGGAUCACAUCAGGUCCUCCUAUCUUCAAGACAGCCAGACCAGCCACACCACAGUGGCAUCAGCCGCUGGAAUUUCCUUCUUAAACAUUGUGAACUUCAAAUUUGAGGAGAACUACACUGCUCAGAAUGCCUUGACCAAGAGCUACCUUGCAAACCGAACCAACUCCAGGGUACAGAGCAUUGGUGGGGUUCCUUUCUACCCAGGCAUCACCUUACAAACCUGGCAGCAAGGCAUUGCCAACCACCUGGUAGCAAUAGACCGUGCUGGCUUGCCCCUGCAUUUCUUCAUCAAGCCUGAUAAUCUUCCUGGUGUGCCAAGCCCCUUGGUGAAGAAGCUGUCUAAGACAGUGGAAUCUGCUGUGAGACAAUAUUACAACUUUAACACCUACCCUGGCUGCACAAAUGUCGACUCCCCCAACUUCAACUUUCAAGCCAAUACAGAUGAUGGCUCUUGCGAUGGGAAAACAAACAAUUUCACUUUUGGAGGCGUUUAUCAGCAAUGCACACAGCUCUCAGAGAGUGACGUUGACCUCUGCCAAAACUUGGAGCAGAAGAAUCUGCUCACUGGUAAUCUCUCCUGCCCCUCUGGCUACUCCCCAGUCCAUCUACUGACUCAGAACCACGAGGAGGGUUUCAAUCGCCUGGAAUGUAAAAAGAAGUGCACCCUCAAAAUCUUCUGUAAGACAGUGUGUGAAGAUGUGUUUCGGGUAGCAAAGGCUGAGUUUAGGGCUUUUUGGUGUGUGUCUAAGGGCUCAGUACCUGAAAACUCAGGACUUCUUUUUGGGGGUGUCUUCAGCUCCAAGAGCGUCAACCCCGUGACAAAUGCACAAUCCUGCCCAGCUGGCUACAUUCCACUGAGCCUCUUUGAGAGCCUCAAGGUAUGUGCUUCUCUGGACUAUGAACUGGGGUACAAAUUUUCUGUCCCCUUUGGAGGUUUCUUCAGCUGCUCUGUGGGGAACCCAUUGGCAAAUUUUGCCACAUCUGUAGACAUAGGGGCACCAGCUCCUAAAAGGUGUCCUGACGGCUUUAGUCAACACCUUGCCCUCAUCAGUGAUGGAUGUCAAGUGUCCUAUUGUGUCAGUUCUGGGAUCUUUACAAGUGGGUCCUUGCACCCUGUCAGGCUCCCACCUUAUACUCAGCCACCCCUCAUGAGUCAGGUUGCUACUAAUACAGUUAUAGUUACCAACAGUGAGAGUGCCAGAACCUGGAUUAAGGACCCUGAGACCCACCAGUGGAAGCUGGGAGAGCCCCUGGAAGUGCAGAGAGCCAUGACAGUUCUCCAUGGGGAUAGUGGUGGCUUGUCAGGUGAGGCAGCUGCUGGUGUCACAGUGGGUGUCAUUACAGUAGUUGUGGUUGUCAUUACCUUGGCAAUCUACUGUACCAGGAAGCACAAGAAAGAUUACCAAACAAUUGAAGAGAGGGAGCAUUUGUCUCAGUGCUUUGCAGCACCUGGAGACACCCCCAGUGGAGAUGAGAAUAUAAUUCCAGCAUAAUUCUCUUUCAGGGGAAAUUUUUGUCAUCUCCAAUCCCAGCUUCAAGCAUUCUUUCUAUUCCUUUCUUCUUUUCUCCAGCCUUCCUAAGUACUGCCAUGUUAGUGACAACACAGAGCAGAUAAUAUAAUCUUGUGCCUUCUUAUUUAGGUCUAUGCACCAGGAAAUUAAAAGAGCUUUAUGACCAGCUUGUAUUUGCUGUUGUUGUUGUGGUGGUGAUUAAACUCAUUCAGCAAAAGCCAGCCCCGGUGACAAAGACCUAAUGAUGGUGUCUAGUCUAUUUUCCACUGAUUGUUUUCACCUGCUUGCAUGUGUAUGAAAAGAAAUAGAUGCAGAGAUUUGGGUUUAGAAGCUGUGAAUUUUAUCUGAAGCUGACAGGGGUUUCCAGUUUGUAAGCUGCAAGUCUUUCUGCCUGAAACACUAUCUUCCUUCUUGGCUCUUUUUAAAGAAGCUAUUUGGGGGCUGGGGAGAUGACUUAGCAGUUAAGUGCUUGCCUGUGAAUCCUAAGGACCCCAGUUGGAGGCUUGAUUCCCCAGGACCCACAUUAGCCAGAUGCAUAAGGGGGCGCAUGCAUC
Messenger RNA from Jaculus jaculus (lesser Egyptian jerboa), 2981 nucleotides. Its product is annotated as macrophage-expressed gene 1 protein. NCBI's taxonomy places the organism in Eukaryota, Metazoa, Chordata, Mammalia, Rodentia, Dipodidae. The transcript is spliced from 2 exons. Gene Ontology annotation, biological process: defense response to bacterium. The record is from RefSeq and is a predicted model, not a curated record. The coding region runs from base 277 to 2409 and encodes 710 amino acids.